AUAACAACGUAUGUAUUAUUUCGGGUAUAAAAGAUGAGAAUUACGGUGAUUAGCGCACUUUAACGCUGAGUUUAAUUGCCCAGUGAUCUGUUGCUCGAUGAUGAAGAUCUACAGGUUGAUAUACGCGUUCUGCUUGUUGCACAGCUGCCAUGGAUCCACAACAUCAUGGUGGUCGUCGACAACAACAGAACCAGACUCCACAGCACAAUCGACAAUUACACCAUCUACAACAUCGUGGUGGUCGACAACAACUUGGUGGUCAUCCACUGCCCAUUCUACACCAUCGUGGUGGUCAACAACAACUUGGUGGUCAUCCACAGCUCAAUCUACGCAAUCGUGGUGGUCGACAACAACUUGGUGGUCAUCCACCGCUCAAUCUACGCAAUCGUGGUGGUCGACAACAACUUGGUGGUCACCCACUGCUCAAGCCACAACAAACGAUAGCGGGGGAAUAACGUCAUCGUGGUGGUCGUCGACAAUAUAUGGGAGUCCCUCCGAAGAAAACCAAACAACAACCACGCCUUGGUGGGAGUUUACUACGACAAUAGCAUGGUCAUGGAUAACAACAAAAACAACGAGUUGGUGGUCAUCAACAGCCACAUCUUCAACAAACGGUGGACAUACAACAUCAUGGUGGUCGUCCACACCCCAGUCUCAUUCCACACAAACAACAACAACAACACCGCCGUCGUUGCCGUCAACAACAACAGGGUGGUGGUCAACAGCGACCUCCUGGUGGCCAUCAAAUACUACUCUAUCAACACCAUCUACAACAACUGCUUUGUGGUCAACAACUCGAGCACCUACAACAAAUCAAUCUACACAUGGGUGGAACUUCACGACAAGCUCUGUACUCAAUACAUCGACGACGACAAAUCCAGGAAUCUUACCCCCACCUGCUAAUGUCAGCAUUAAGUCCAUACACAUUCUACCCACACUGUCGUAUAGGGAACAACUUGACGGAACUACAAGUGGUGCAAUAACUUACACUCCUUACAUUGUGUUUAAGUGCCACUUCAUUUUAGACGGCAGCUAUUUCUAUUUCAUAGAUUGGUAUGUGAAUGGUGUGGCCUACAAAACGUUUGGACCUUCCAGGAAUUUAGACGAGCUAGUUUUGACAGAUACUUAUUUAGAGAAUGAUAAAAUAUCCCCAGGGAUUGACAUAUAUUGCGGGGUUCGUGUUGCCAGUGAUGAAACUGGUAGGACAACACCGUCUUUCAAUAGUACUGUUUUCUUUGCAGGACUUAAGAUUGUUGGGAACCGGACAAGCCUUUCACAAGACACUGAAGCAAGUGUCCGAUUGAUGUCUACCGUACCGAUUGGCUGCAAGUACAACAGUCAUGCUCCUAACACAGAUUGCUUCUUGGAUCUGCAAAUAUACGAUCCAGCUGGAUACAAAUGCAAUCAAGGAAAUAUUGUGCAGCUGAAAGUCAUGCCAGACAGUCAGUAUUGCGGACAGAAAAUCAAGGGUCUGAAAAGGGGUGACUUCUGGAACAUAUCCGCGAUUUACGAAGUUAAAAUACAAACUGUGGACGAAACUCGAAACGACAAAAGUAGAUAUUCUCUACACAUGCUAACUGCGACAGAUUUCGGACACAGAUGGUUCAGUAACUAUAAGCUUGGCGCCGUCGACGUUGAUGUUCUAAAAGACAAUACAUAUUCAAGAGUAUGUUACUCUCACGUUGAUCCACACAUGAAAACUGCAGAUGGGCAAUACUACGAAAAUCAAGAAGAUGGAGAGUAUCUUUUGUACAAAAAUGUAAAGUAUGGAAUUGAGGUACAAGAGAAGUACAAACGGUGCAAUAAUAACUAUGCUUUGUGCACCUGCGGCAUAGCGAUCAAGGCGGGCGCGGAUGUUUUUUUGAUCAACACCUGUGGCACGGCAGUUUUUACUGGGUUUGUGAGCUGUAGGGACGGUGGAAUUCUAAAGAUCGUCAACCAGGGAACCAGGCAGUUUUACGUGUACACGCCAAUAGGUACGUGGAUUGAUAUUUAUAUGCAUGGGUCCUCGUAUAUAAAUACAAUGAACGUAGAUAUUUAUAUGGCUCCGAAGGAUAAAAAGCAAACGGAGGGCUUGUGCGGUUAUUUCGACGGAAAUAACGCCAAUGAUUUCCGCACACGCAACGGAACGACAAUAUCAGCUUCAUCAUAUCCGUAUGCGUUUACAAGAAGUUGGAGACUCAAAGACGACGAAAACCUCUUUAAAACGGUGCGAUCACCUCUUCGCAAAUGGUCCGAAACCAACGGAAUGUACUGUGUUUGUGACCCGCCCAGUACACGCAAUACAUCCAGAGGGGUGUGUGCUGAAACCCAGUACAUGAGAUGUCCGCGGUACGAGGCCACUACCCAGAAAUACUGCCGGUUCUCGGGGAACAGAAAGAAGAGAUCGACCGUUAUGAAAGAAGAACGCGAAUUACUUCGAUUACUAGCACUAACGAAGCAAUCUAAGGAAGUACAUGACCUUAAAAAGAGAAGCGAGAUGAGCGUUAAUGGAUCAAGUAUAGAUGUGGAGGUGGCGCGCAGGCAUUGCACGGCUGCCAUAAACGGUUCCGUCGCAGUGUCGAACAACGCAGAGUCUUUAGGUGGCGAAAGCCCCGAUGAGGUCAUCAACCAAUGCAUGUUUGAUGUACAGGCUGGCGACGAUCUUUCGCUGGCACAAGUUCACAUAGAUUCACUGAAUGGACUUGUUGAGAAGGAACUCGCUAAGGAUCCAGAAUAUGUUGCUAACAACGCUGAUAAAGUCCAAACAUUCAUUAAAAACUCUUGUCCUUCAAAUUGCAGCGGACAGGGGGUAUGCUCGGAUGAAGGAACCUGCAUUUGUAGCAAGUACACACAUGGUUCAGACUGCAGUAUCGAUGAGAGGGUGGCAUUGAUAAUUGACGACAUAGAGGGUGGAGGUCUCUGCAACUUGACAGAUGGAGACGGAUGCACUUGCUUUUACGUCAGGACCAUGAAUUUACUACAGAACUUUUCAUGUCAGAUAAACACGAAAGUCGGAUUGACAGAUGGUACCAUAUUAGGUAAAACGCCAGUCCAUUUAUCGGGUGAAUAUGACGACAUGUUUACCGGUGUGUGCUGCGUACAAGCAUCUGAAGAUCCAUCAAGGGAAAGACGCUCUGUGGCGGAGAGUCUUUUGUUUUGGAAGAAGUAUGAUAUCGCUAUAAGCAACGAUGGGACAAACUUUGGAAGCCCUGUGUCCAUGAUUGUAUUUGAUUCUGUUUGUCAGGAAGUUUUAGACCUAGGCGAAGUGACAUUAAAGGACGACUUCUGUUUCAUUGACGGGACCUGCGUAGCAUCAUACGGUUCACAUAUCAGUGAUGAAUGCUAUCAAUGUGAGCCGAGCACCAACAAAUACGCCUGGACACAAGUUUGUGAGCCCGAGAAACCGCAAAAUCAGACGGCCGUGAUAAUUGGCGUCGUAGUUAGCUCCGUGUUGGCGGUUGCUUUGAUAAUUAGCGGAAUUGUCAUCUGGAAACUGAAGAUUCAGCCACGGAUGAAAAAAACGAGAUCUGUCAAUGUCAGUCAACAGUUUCAUUCCGAAAACAUGAACUGAAACAGGAAAACACUGUUCGUCGACGAAAAACAUUUGUAUAAUCAUUCCAAAUAUACCAUUUUACUAUUUAUCUGAACCAAUGUAUUUCCACAUAGAAUCUACAACGUGGUAUGGUCUGUUUUUCAGCAUUCCAAGGCGAUGACCCCAGUUUUACAAAUUUAAGCGUUUGUACUUACCAUGAACAACUUCGGUCAAUGGUGCUGAUGCAACUGGAAUUUCAUUUGGUUUAUAAAAGCAUGUUUAACCAGAACAUUGUAUUUACCAUUAAAACGUGGUCUCGACGUUUCUCAAGACUCUUUACACAUAUAAUUGUCAAUACACGUUUGGGCAAAUUAUACACAACGUGAUCAUCUAUUAGAGGCCAAAGAUUAAUGCCGUCAAUACGAAAUUGUGUCAAGAUGUGUUUGAGUUACAAUAAAAUUUCUCUAUACAUUGCAGCAUUACAGCAUUUGUAUUAAUUAUAUUUUUUUUUUAUUUAAAACAAUCUGGCUGUUAUUUCCUGGACAUAUUUUCUUUCUGCAAAACUGAAAACUAACUUACAUGUAUUGAAGCUGACUCAUGAUUUCAUUUUCAGGUUGUACAAAAUACCAAAAUGUCAACAAACGUGUUUGUCUAUUUUUGUGAUAUCUUAUUUUAUCUUUUGAUUGUGUGUUGACUACCUUUUUGUAGUCUAUUCAAUUUUCUUUGGCGUAUCUAACUGUCGAAAAAAUAUUCUUUGAAGAGUAAAAGUUUUAUUUUAUAUUAGGACAAUAAAUAUAACACGAACAUACCCAACGAAAAUAGUAUUUCUUAUCGCUCUUGACAUAAUUUUAUGUAUGGAAGCAUCGGUCCAUUUCACAUUUAAUACACUGUUCAAAAAAUAACAGAGCAAACGCAUGGUACGGAAACUAGUCAACGGUUUCCAAAAUAUUCCUUCUCUCAUACAACGUCCUUAUAUGUACACGUAUCUAAAAUGUAUAUUACAAAUUAAAUUGUAUAAACAAAUGGACCUCAGGUGUUCAAAGCAAUCUUCCAACGAGGUUUCACUCGAUGAAUGUCGAACAAAACAUAUUUUCGUUUAUUAACAACAGGCUUACGACUUAAUGUAAAAAUGGUUUAAAAUAACACGCAAUUUUCAAAUAAUCCAAAAACCAGCAUUUCUUGUAUUCUGACCUACGUAUAAAACACCUUUAUAAUUUCGCAUUUAAAAAAAUGACUGAUGUAAAGUUUUAUUCUUAUUAAUUAAAUACAAGUGAAAUAAAACUAACACACAUUCAGGAUAAAAAUAGGUGAACUGCUUUUAAAUAAAUGUUUAUAAUAAUAUAAUUUAUGAAAAAAACAUGUUAUUUACCAUCAUAUAUUUUUGAAACUAAUGUCUGCAACUGCCAUGUCAUUUUUCCACAAUAAAGCAUCUACCAAUCA
Dreissena polymorpha is the source of this 4954-nucleotide messenger RNA. Its product is annotated as von Willebrand factor D and EGF domain-containing protein-like. The coding region runs from base 98 to 3553 and encodes 1151 amino acids. The transcript has 25 exons. The record is from RefSeq and is a predicted model, not a curated record. Lineage: Eukaryota; Metazoa; Mollusca; Bivalvia; Myida; Dreissenidae.